AUGGGUCAACCGCUAAUAACGAUGUCUGCACAUGGGUCUCCUCCGGAAAUCAAUUCUUGCAAGCAAUUUCUGAUGGGCGCGAGUUUGUGGAGUUCAAAGGUCCUCCCCCAUCCCGCACAGUCUGUAUAUCAACACGACUGGAAAAUGUUAAAAGCUGCGGCUUUCGUGCUAAUUUUGAGCUCAACGCAAACCUUUUUGACAUGGAGCCACGACGCUGGCCCAAGAGGGGCAUUGCCUUUAAUUGAUGAAGCUCCUGUGUGGAUUGGCUCGGACUUCGACUAUUUGAUGUUGACACGGAUUUAUCCGACAGCUGUUUGUCGUGCAGAUGAUGAUUCAGUACCUGAAUCGUGCGAAAUUCCUGCCGAAACCGCUGACUGGUCAAUUCACGGUUUAUGGCCAAACUACAGCAACGGCAGCUAUCCGCAGUUUUGCGACGGUGUUCCAAGGAAAUUCGAUGCCAAACUAAUUGAAUCAAUCGAACAACGUUUGACGAAAAUGUGGCCAAACCUGUAUCCAGCCAAGACCACCCAUUCAUUCUGGAAACACGAAUGGGAGAAACAUGGAACAUGUUCUCAGAACCUCAAAAAUCUCUCCUCUGAGUUUUUGUAUUUUUUCAAAACGAUGGAAUUGAAUUCCCAGUUCUCCGUAGGAGCAGCUCUGAGGAUGGCGAAUAUAGUCCCCAGAGGUGAGCCAUAUCCAUUGGAAGAGAUCAAGGAAGCACUAAGAACUGGACUCUCUUUUGGGAAAAACGUACAGAUAAACUGUCUCAGAGACAAAAAGACAAAACAGACGCUUUUGGGUGAUGUUCGGAUGUGCCUUGACAAGCUUUUCCUACCUGUUGAUUGUCCGCGCAGCAAAAGCAUGCAGCCGUUGACUUAUAUACUCGGUCAUCCACCACCACUUCCGAGCUUUAAGGAAUGUCCUUCGACAGUGGUGUACCUCUCCGACUCCUCUUCAAGGGUUCUAAACGUAGCAGGCCUAGAGCACAGAGAAUUUGCCUUCUGGAUUAAUCCGCUUAUUCCUAUCUAUGUGGAGACAGCAGUUGGAGUCGAUGUAGGCCCUUGUUGCAUACUACGGGUGUCAACCCUCCACAACGAUUUACCGCCUCAUAGUGGCGUGGAGGUGACACUGGGCGUCGAACUGCGAUGCACAGCGGAGGUUGGGCGACGACCUGUGGUGAAAGCUAAGCUCGCCGCGACAUGGCUGCUUAGUUUGGGGAAAAGUCUCUUUGCCACUCCAGCAUAUUCACUGCCUCAGUACCCUGCACACUGGGCCCUGCCACCUCAGACGUCGGACGGUAUGGCGACCGGUGAGAGGCGGUCAAAUCUCAGGUUGCUCAGGACGUCACUGAUUCUGGACCAAGGCGACACACGCACGACUCGCUAUGGAGACUGUCUCAGACUGUGUACUUACAACGCGGGAACAGUUUCCACAGACGCUGACCUGCAUGCCUUUCUCGGAGCUGCAGAGCGUAUCAAAUUUCACGUGAUUACUCUGCAGGAGACCAAGUGCAGAAGGAGCGACGUACGACAGAUGAAUGACGGUACACUCGUCAUUCGUGGAGAGAAGGUCCCGUCGCGAAAUGUAGGCGGUGUUGGUUUUGUUGUGCACCCAUCUGUCGUCCAUCUCGUCGAUUCUCACGAGAUCCUGUCACCUCGUCUGGCCAUUCUUCGCCUCCGCCCUCUGCGCCAAAAAUCCAUCAGUAUCAUCAACUGCUACUCACCAACAUCAGCAGCUGAUGAAUCCGAAUUGGAAGCGUUUUACGAGGAGCUGGAGGAAGUAGUCCGCAACGAGAAGUCCUUCUACAAAUUCGUUGUCGGAGACUUCAACGCAAAACUAGGAAAGGCCACAGAAGAGGAAUACAGGAUUGGAAGAUUUGGACUAAGAGACCGGAAUGAAAAUGGCAAUCGUCUCGCUGGGCUGUUGUCCGCCGCUCGCCUCUUUCAUGGGAACUCUCUUUUCAUGAAAAAAGAUCAUCGUCGGUGGACAUGGGAAUCGCCCAAUGGCGCGACUCGUGCGGAGAUCGACCACAUACUCACCAACCGGAAGUGGAGAAAAGAAGUCGUCUACGACGAUUGCGUACUCAAGGACUCCUUGUCCCAAGGUGACUGGCACAUUAAAGAGGAUCCAAACGUGGACUACGAGAUGCUGCUCAGAGGAUUACGAGCCUGUGCUGAACGUGCCUCGAAGCCCCGCACGACAAACUUGGAUCAAAUUUCGAAGACCACUAAGGAAUUGUUGGAAAGAAGAAGGGCUUUGAGGCUUGAUCCGAAUGCGUCGCACAUUGAGCGGUUAGUAGCAAACACUAGCUGCAGAAAAGCGUUGCAGGAGGAUCUUAUGAAGUACAGGCAGAAGAAGAUUCUGAAAGCAGCACAAAGAAGAACAAGUCUGAAGAAGUGCCGCAGGGAUCUCCGCGAAUAUAAUAUUCCGCUAGCAACCUUGCUGAGCGAAGACGGGACUCGCACGUCUUCUUGUCGUGAGAUGAAAAUCAUAACGGAGAGGUUCUACUCGAACCUUUUCCGUCCAUCAACUCCUAUGUCAAGCCUGAUCAUCCCCACUGGCGAAGCUCCACCACGGAUUCUCUCUUCGGAAGUACGAGUCGCUAUCAAGAGCAUGAAACCUGGCACAGCCCCCGGACCUGAUUUUAUAUCAGCAGACUUUCUUCGGGCUGGUGGUCAUCCGCUUCAUGUAAUCUUAGCAGCGCACAUGACAUCCUACCUUCAGAAAGAAAGAAUCCCAGACUAG
Molecule: messenger RNA, 2745 nt
Organism: Necator americanus (New World hookworm)
Lineage: Eukaryota; Metazoa; Nematoda; Chromadorea; Rhabditida; Ancylostomatidae
Exons: 13
Coding region: 1-2745 (914 amino acids)
Biological process (GO): RNA catabolic process
Cellular component (GO): extracellular region
Molecular function (GO): RNA binding; ribonuclease T2 activity
Source: RefSeq, a predicted model, not a curated record